AUGUCCUCAGACUCUCGCACGGUCGUCAUAACAGGCUGUUCGGACAACUCCCUGGGCUCUGCGCUCGCCCUCGCUCUACACAACCACGGUGGCUGGCAAGUCUUCGCAACCGCGCGCGACAAAGCGCACAUGAAAGCCUUAUCUUUCGCCGGGAUUGUAAUAUUGACACUCGACGUCAUUAGUCCAGACUCUAUCUCCGCCUUGGUGAACGAUAUUUCCAACCUGACGAAUGGAACUCUCAACCUUCUUAUUAACAGCGUGGGCGGCGGACACUACCAGCCUUUCCUGCAUCUCGACCUUUCUAAGGCAAAAGCGUUGUUUGAUGUCAACGUAUGGGGGUAUAUUGCCGUUACGCAGGCUUUCCUGCCGCUACUUCUGGCCGCAGCAACAUCGGGGAAGGAAGGAAGGAAGAGCGUGAUCGUUAACAACACGAGUAUCUCGAGUGUGUUAAGGACGCCGUUCCACGCCGCGUACUCCGCUUCCAAGGCUGCAAUGGCGAUGUUCAACGAUAUCCAAAGAGUUGAAUUGGCGCCGCUCGGCAUCCACGUCGUUGACCUCAAGACUGGGUCAUUAGAGUCUAAUUUUGGGGAGAACAAGAGUAAUCCGUACGAGCUACCGGUGGACUCGCCGUACCAACCAAUCAAAGAAGAAGUAAUGAAAGUGGUGACGGGUCAGAAGACAGAGGAGUAUGCUGAAGACCGUGAGGCUUGGGCAAAAAAUGUGGUGCAAGAUCUGUCGAAGAACCCUGAUGAUCCGCCGGAGCAGAUCUGGAGGGGCGGCAUGGCGGGGACGAUUAGUGCGACGAGCAAAUUGGACGAUAUGUUGCCUACUAAAUUAACAGAUGGGAGUUUUCAGUGUCUUGGCGGACUGGAUAAGCUGGGUAAAGAAAAGUCGGAGAGGGAGUAG
Didymosphaeria variabile is the source of this 906-nucleotide messenger RNA. RefSeq lists its product as uncharacterized. Gene Ontology annotation, biological process: triglyceride catabolic process; phosphatidic acid biosynthetic process. Gene Ontology annotation, cellular component: endoplasmic reticulum; lipid droplet. The transcript has a single exon. Lineage: Eukaryota; Fungi; Ascomycota; Dothideomycetes; Pleosporales; Didymosphaeriaceae. The coding region runs from base 1 to 906 and encodes 301 amino acids. The record is from RefSeq and is a predicted model, not a curated record. Gene Ontology annotation, molecular function: triacylglycerol lipase activity; acylglycerone-phosphate reductase (NADP+) activity.